Molecule: messenger RNA, 995 nt
Organism: Postia placenta MAD-698-R-SB12
Lineage: Eukaryota; Fungi; Basidiomycota; Agaricomycetes; Polyporales; Adustoporiaceae
Exons: 9
Coding region: 84-740 (218 amino acids)
Biological process (GO): signal transduction; cell division; positive regulation of protein phosphorylation
Cellular component (GO): nucleus; cytoplasm
Molecular function (GO): protein kinase activator activity
Source: RefSeq, a predicted model, not a curated record
GCCAACCCUGCGGCUUUGGUUUCUCAUAUCAUCUACUUGUUGUCUGCUGCACAGUCCGCCAUCUACUGCGUAUCGAACUGACCAUGUCUGCAUUCUUCGGCCUCGGCAAAACGCGUACCUUCAAACCGCGCAAGGACGUCCCGGAGGGCACGAAGCAGUACCAGCUGCGCAAGUAUGCCGAAGCAACGCUCGGCUCAGGCAACCUGCGCCUUGCAGUGCAGCUGCCGGAGGGCGAGGAUCUGAACGAGUGGCUCGCGGUACAUGCUGUGGAUUUCUUCAAUCACCUCAACAUGCUGUACGGGACAGUCACGGAAUUCUGCACGUCGCAGGAGUGUCCAAUCAUGUCCGCGGGUCCGCGAUACGAGUAUCUAUGGGAAGACGGUGUGCGGUACAAGCGUCCUACAAAGCUUCCAGCGCCCGAGUAUGUUGACGCGCUCAUGAAUUGGGCACAAGGGCUGCUCGACAACGAAGAAGUAUUCCCUAACAAGAUUGGUGUGCCGUUCCCCAGGAGCUUCCGAGACACAAUACGCACGAUGUUCCGGCGGCUGUUCCGAGUGUAUGCGCAUCUAUACAGCAACCACUUUGACCACAUAUGUGCAUUGGGUAUCGAAGCCCACCUCAACACCAGCUACCGACAUUUCUUCCUCUUCGUACACGAAUUUGAGUUGGUAGACAAGAAAGAGCUGGCUCCGCUGGACGAGCUGAACGAGGCCAUCCUCGCAGAAGACAAGUCGCGGUAGUCGGUUAACCUGUACCAGGUAGCUGAGAAUAGCGCGAUAUGGAUGCAUAUUGGGGUGACCGUAUUGGCGGGGCCGGCGGCCUGCGGGGGACCUUUGACCCCGAGAGCCAUUCGUCCCGUCGCCACGGUGGCACGGUGUGCCUAUCCGUCAUUGAUAUCUGGAGGACGAAUUGCCGAAAGUUGAGAAUCGGUAGCUGAUACAUACCCAUGUACUAUCACCAUCAGCUGUACUUGGAACUCUGAGGGUCGCUUGUUG